Messenger RNA from Crotalus tigris (Tiger rattlesnake), 4791 nucleotides. It is a transcript of the gene SLC38A8, whose product is annotated as solute carrier family 38 member 8. Gene Ontology annotation, biological process: amino acid transmembrane transport. Lineage: Eukaryota; Metazoa; Chordata; Lepidosauria; Squamata; Viperidae. Gene Ontology annotation, molecular function: amino acid transmembrane transporter activity. The transcript is spliced from 11 exons. The record is from RefSeq and is a predicted model, not a curated record. Bases 2206 to 3690 code for a protein of 494 amino acids.
AAUUUGGAUAAUGAAACUCUGCAAGAAAAACCAUGAAGCUUGGAGAGCACCAAGGACCCCUCAGAACAUUGUCUUCAUUUCAAUCCUGAGCUACAAAUAGUCUCCUUUAUUGGUGCAGUGUUGUUUUAGGUGGGAUUCCCAAGACCUUUCUUUUGAUUUUGAGAUUUUAAAGUAACUGGGUUUUAUUUCUCAGAAUGCCACCAGCUGUUUAGCUUUCAACUUUCAAAAUUUUUCUGAAAUGCCGAUUAAUAAAUGGAGCAGCUUGCCUCUCAGUGUGGUGGGUGCUCCAUCACUGGAAAUUUUCAAGAAAAGACUGGACAACCAUUUAUCUGAGAUGGUACAAGGACUCCUGCCUUGGGUGGGAGGGGGCUGGACUAGAAGACCUCUGAAGUCCCUUCCAGCCCUAUGAGUCUAUGCUGGCUGAGUAAUUCUGGGAGCUGGAUGGCACACAUCUGGAAUCCCCUAGAGUGAUCGAUGUGCACUUAGAACUGUUCAUGGGCAAAGAGAGGUCCCCAGAAGUGUAAUAUCUGCUCCAAUUAUGUCUCAAGGGCUUAGAGUCAACCAUGGUCAUCAGAUAGCAGAUCAAGGAUCAUUGUUCUCGCCUCUGAGGGCAAGAAGGAAGGUAAGAGAUAAUGGGGAGAGCCGCAGCCAACGUCCUUGCGAAGGCAUGCGUGUGUAAACAGACCUUGUCCUUUCAAAGUUUCAGGAGAAGGGUUACCAUGAUUAUUCUGAUACGGAAUGAAAAACCAGAGGAAGAGGUGUUAAAACCGAAUGAUGGGUAUUAAGGGAAACAGAUUUACGAGAGGAACUUAAGCUACCUGGAUUUCUUUCUUGUUUUUUUUUUUUUUAAAUAGUCUCAUUGUUCUGGUAAGAUAGCAAUGUAAAGUUGUGUACACAGUUAACAGAAAAUGUCACUAGGUUUGAACCAGGAUCUAAACUCUUUCAGGAUUAGCAUCGACUCUUUGUUGAAAAGGGAGCUGUAUUGCUGAUGGUAUGCUCCGUGAACCAUGAAAUGGACGUUGUGAUUUCUCCAUCUCUGGAGACUUUUGAGAAGAGCCUGGACAGUCACCUGUCAAGGAUGCUUUAUUGGUUUUGCCUCCAGUAGUUGUGAGUGGAAAUUUUCAAGAAGGUUUUGGACAGCCACUUAUCCGGCGUGGCACAGGGUUUCUGGCUUGAGCAGGAGAUUGGACUAGAGUCAAUCUCUAAGAUCUCUUGCAAUCUUAUUAUUCAAUGUUCUGUGUUCUCCUCCUGAUAUAGCCUUCUCUGGAUGGACCUCUGUUGAAUCCCUAAACUGACAGAAUCGGCAUCUCUGCCAUAUCUGGAAGGUUAGGACAUUUAAUCUUAGAUAUGUUCAUGAUCCGUUGUUAGUUCAGUUAGACUGGAUGCCCUGCCUAAAGCAUCUCCAAAAAAUAUAAAAACUUCACAGUACAGUUCACCUCUACCCAGCACAACCUAUGUUCUAUAACAUUUACAACACCAGCAAAGCAGCAGGCUGACAGCUGAGUUGCGACAUGUAAAAAUUCCCACUGCGCAGUAUGUGUAAUUUAAACAAACAACAGCAAACUUUUUUUUCCUCAGUUGCUAUCUUGUGCAGAACCUGAGUUGAAAAAUGGCUGCUUUCAAAUCUUAAACUCACUUAGGUUUUUCAUUGGCUAGCCUAUCUGUGAUUCAUAGUUCGCAAAAACUUCCAAAGCACAGUUUGUCCUCUGCAAAGCAUUGGCAGUUUAAGCAUCUUUGAAAUUAAGGAACAAGUGACUCUGACAUAGGAUCCAUCCAAUUAUUUUAAAAACGCCAGAUCCCCUGGUUUAUUACUUUCACCCCUACGUUCCUUUUGGCAUCUUUUCUCUGUUCUUGGUCUCUGUUGCCUCUGCGUAUCUAUCUUUUGUGAAGAGGGAGAACCAUAUAUUCUAACUUGUUAAAUGCCCAGAGUCCAAAAACUUGUGCAAAUGAUUAAUUUUUUUCCCUUUAAAACUCUCCCACGCACACCUUUUUCCUGCCCUGCAUUAAAACUCUUAAAUGUUAGAGCUUUAAAAAGAGCUUUAAUCUCUGGCAGAAGAUCAAAGCUGCAACAUCUUUCUAAAGUCUAAAAAAUGUGUUUCAUCUUCAUCUUGGUUUCUUGGAUCCUAUUGGGGUGAAUCUGAUCUUAUUUUUUUUUUAUAACCCAGCUUGAUUAUGGAAUAGUCAACAGGUUGAUUAUGGGAUAGCAUGAAGGGCAGAGUAAAAAUUACUCGGUGCAUCAUUAUCUGUUUGGGGAUUAUGGCAGAGAUUAGACAGUUUAAUAAAGGCAAAAAGUAUUUGAUGAAAGGAUCCCGAAGAAAGCAGAUGUCUUUUCAUACCGAGCUUCAUCUUGUUGCAAUUAUAAAAACCAGAAAAGACAUGGAGGAGUUGGCUAGAGAGAGCAUCAGCUUGCUAGCUAAGCCAUCUCUGGAGUCUGAUAGCCCCCAACUUUCCUCAUUUGGUGCCGUCUUCAUCUUGCUAAAAUCUGCCCUUGGAGCAGGGCUCCUGAAUUUCCCCUGGGCCUUCAAUAAAGCUGGCGGAAUGGCCCCAGCGAUCUCUGUGGAGCUGGGAUCUUUGAUAUUCCUCAUCAGCGGCCUAGUAAUCUUGGGUUACGCUGCUUCUAUCAGCACUCAGACAACCUACCAAGGUGUGGUGAGAGAAAUCUGUGGGUCAGCUGUGGGCAAGCUUUGCGAAGUGUGCUUCAUCUUGAACCUCUUCAUGAUCUCCGUGGCCUUCCUCAAAGUUAUGGGAGAUCAACUAGAAAAACUAUGUGAUUCUUUCUCCCUCAAUGAAACUCUGAAUGGAGACCGUUUUCACCAGCCCUGGUUUAUUGACCAGCGCUUCACCUUGUCUACCUUGUGCCUCCUGGUUAUUUUCCCCCUCUCCAUCCCAAGACAAAUUGGCUUCCAAAAAUAUACAAGUAUCCUUGGCACUUUAGCUGCCUGCUACCUGAUGGUGGUCAUUGUGCUGAAGUAUUACCUCAGAACAGAUCACGCUGUUAAGCAGGAGCAUCCCCAUUCUGCUAUUUCUUGGGCCUCCAUGUUCAGCGUUGUCCCGACCAUCUGUUUUGGGUUUCAGUGUCAUGAAGCCUGUGUGGCCAUCUACUGCAGCCUGGGCGAUAAGAGACUGUCCCACUGGAUGGUGGUGUCUGUGAUGUCCAUGCUCUUCUGCUUGUUGAUAUACUCCAUGACAGGUUUGUAUGGCUACUUGACAUUUGGCGCUGACGUUGCUGCUGACAUCCUAAUGUCUUACCCAGGAAAUGAUGUAGUGGUUAUUGUAGCUCGGCUGUUAUUUGGCAUCUCCAUUAUCACCAUCUACCCCAUUGUCCUUUUUCUAGGAAGGUCCGUCCUCCAAGAUUUUUGCCUCGGCUCCAAGCAGGGCUGUAUCCAGAUGGAGAACAGUGAGAAGUGCAUGCGAAUUCUGCUGACCACUGCUUGGGUGGUGGUCACCCUCAUCAUCGCCCUGUGUGUGCCUGACAUCAGCGAGGUGGUCAGCGUCAUUGGUGGCAUUGGGGCUUUCUUCAUCUUCAUCUUUCCAGGGCUAUGUUUGGUGUUUGCAAUGGAGACAGAACCCUUCAGGCCAAGAACCAAGUCCUGCCUAAUUACCUGGGGGAUCAUCACUGUCCUUUGUGGAGCUUUCAUCUUUGGACAAAGUACAGCAUCGGCCAUCAUGGCAAUAUUGCGCAAACUCUAGCCAAAGUCAUCAGCAAAGGUGAUGUUGCAUCCACGAAACACUCACAACUGGACUAUUGGGAGGCAAUGCUCAGCGCCCUUGAUAGAUGCAGUAAAAUCUCAGUUUAGCAGACUUUGGAGGCAAAGAGUUUCAAAGAAUUGCAGCACCGGCAUUUAACAAACCAAAGUCCGCCUGCAUUGCAAAUAAUGCAGACAAUUGAUGCUAUUUCCUCUGCCUCCCGAUGCAAUGAUUCACACUGUAAAAUUGACAGCAGUUGCACUGUUAUGCACAAUGGCGGCAUUGGUGUCAUUAUAUCAUUUGUCUCGCAAUGAACAUGACAUCAUGAAAAAGACGUAAUAGUGACAUUUAAAUGGCCCAUUAAACUGAGAUUUUACUACGUUGAAGAUCUGGUUAUAAUUUAACUCAUGUUCACAUUUUAUCUAUCUAGUAUUCUUAAUAAAAGUGAUAUGUUAGUCAUCUCUCUUAUUGGAUGGAACUGUUUUUAAAUAUUCUUGUGGAAUAUUCUUGUGGGUCCUGGGCAGGCUUUAUUGUACAUUACAUACAGUCUUCAACUAAUGGCAAUUUGCUUAAUGAGGGUUUCAAUUAAUAACAGCCUCCUAAAAAGUCAGUUCUGACUAAAUUCAAACUUAUGACUGUUGUAGUGACAUGAACGCAAUUUGGGUGGCUCACAUUUAUAAUGGAUUACAGCAUCCCACAUGCAGUGGUAGGAUUCAGAUAAGUGAACAUCUGGUUCUCUGUGUGGAUGCCGUUUCCCGAAGUCCUAUUCUAUUCUAUUCUAUUCUAUUCUAUUCUAUUCUAUUCUAUUCUAUUCUAUUCUAUUCUAUUCUAUUCUAUUCUUGAUUCGCUUAAUAACAGUGGCAAAAAAAGGUCAUCAAAUGGGGCAAAACUCAAAUUUUGGGCUCAACUGCAGUUGUAAGUCGAUGGUUCAGAGUGACAAGACAGUCUAAUUACCUGAAAUCCACCUGCUCUUUGCAUCUUUGCUUAUCGGAGACAAUUGGACAAGCACAGAUGUUAUCAGGAUGGCCUUACUCUGAGCAUGAACUCUCCCCUGUGAAUCAGAAUGGUAGAAUCCAUAGCGCAAACCAAGUCGAAGAGCCGCAU